This is a messenger RNA of Archocentrus centrarchus (flier cichlid), 2779 nucleotides long. RefSeq names its product kinesin family member 25 (gene kif25). NCBI's taxonomy places the organism in Eukaryota, Metazoa, Chordata, Actinopteri, Cichliformes, Cichlidae. The record is from RefSeq and is a predicted model, not a curated record. Bases 238 to 2064 code for a protein of 608 amino acids. Gene Ontology annotation, biological process: microtubule-based movement. Gene Ontology annotation, molecular function: microtubule motor activity; microtubule binding; ATP binding. Gene Ontology annotation, cellular component: microtubule cytoskeleton. The transcript has 15 exons.
AAACGAGCUGCCGUGCUUAUAUCACAAUAAAACAGUUAUUGUUUUCAAGCCAGUCUGAAGGCAACAUACUGUAACCGACACCUUACAAACACAGACAGGUAAGCAGAAAUGAGAGAGCUGCCGCUGAUCGUUACUAAUCCGAUUAUAUGACCUGAGAGGACACGACAUGAUCAGCUGAGAAAGAAAAGGGACGAGGCCAGACAAGCCGCUCUAUACUUGCUUCCUUACUUCUAGAAAAUGCCUCUCUUUAUAAACCGAGACCAAAUAUUUGCACAUCAGGUACACCUGCUGGAGCACAAAUUAAGGAGUAAAGAGGAGAGAAUACUUGAACUGGAGACAGAGAAUGCCCUUCUUCAUUUAAGAUUUGCAGAGGUGAGAAGAUCAUCUUUGCCUAAAGCGGAAUUCUUGUGUUUGGGUAGACAGCGCCAUGAAGAGGAAACCAAGGCUCUGCCCCAUCAUCAGCUCCAGAGUGAUACACAGAAGAUAACUCAGUCAGCCCUCAUCAAGCUCCUCUCAGGGCUUCGGGCUGUGAAGCAGGACCUGAGUGAAAUAUUUUCAGUGUGUGUGAGCUUUGCCACUGAGUUGGAGGAGCAGAGCAAGCAGCUCCUGGAGAAAGUAGAGCAAGCCAGCUCUUGUCUGAAUGGCCACAGUGAAGAUGAGUUUCAGAAUUUGCAGGCUCGUGUUGCAGCCCUGGAGCGCUCUCUGGAGGAGGAAAGGGAGAAUUGCAGGGCAGAGAGGCAGAAGAGGAAAGAACUUCACAACAUGCUGGUGGAGCUCAGAGGGAACAUUAGGGUUCACUGUAGGGUGCGUCCAGUUCUUCCCUUUGACCACACUGAGUCCUCCACUUCUGGAUCAGGGUCAUCAGAGGAAGUAAUCCACGCAAUCAGUGAUGACACAGUGAUGGUGAAUUGCAUGAAGGCGGGGAUGCUGGUGCAAAAUAAAAUGUUUGAGUUUGAGAGGGUGCACGGACCGGAGGAUUCCCAGGAUGCUGUGUUUGAAGAAGUCAAGUCACUUCUCACAUCUCUGCUGGAUGGCUAUAAUGUGUGUAUCAUGGCAUAUGGGCAAACAGGCAGUGGAAAGACUCACACCAUGAUGGGAUCCCAGUUCCUGGACGAGCUCUCAGGGACACAGCAGGAGGCACAGCAGGGUAUUAUCCCUAAGGCUGCUGCUGAGCUCUUUUGGCUGAUCUCUGAGAAGCCAGCAGAAAGUCACACAGUAGAAGUGUCAGUUUUGGAAGUGUACAACAAUGAGGUGUUUGACCUGCUGGCCAGAGAUGAAAGGAACGCCGCUGGCCAGCGCCGGGACGUCAUCACCACUGCCUCUGGUGCCAGCCAGGUCCCCUCCCUCACAUAUGAGCCUGUGAAUAAUGCCGCCGAGGUGAUGCAGAUUAUUAGCAGCGUUCAGAAGCUCAGGGCUCACUGUCCCACCCUGGUCCACACCGACUCAUCACGCUCUCACCUCAUUGUCACCCUCAUGGUUUCCUCCAAGAGCCCCAAUGCAGUGGCCCUGGCCCGCAGGCUACAGAGUGCCAAGAUGGACAUGCGGCGCUCCACCCAGAAGGAGUGGUGGAGUCCACGUUGUCGCCGUGCCAACCUCACCACCCGCAACUCAUCCGACGAACUCUCUGCAAGUCCCGCGUCCUCUCCUUGUUCGACCCCUUCCCUUUCCCCCUGCCCCUCCCCGCGGAACAGCAUCUCAGAGACGCCAUUCAGGACAAAGCUUCAGCUGGUGGACCUGGCUGGUAGCGAGUGUGUUGGUAUGUCUGGAGUUUCAGGUGCAGCUCUCUGGGAGUCAUCGUGUAUAAACCGCAGUCUCUCGGCUCUCUUUGAUGUCCUGGGAGCUCUGGCUGAACACAGACCACACGUCCCUUACAGGAACAGCAAACUCACUCAUCUGCUGCAGGAUGCCAUAGGUGGUGAUGCCAAGCUGCUAGUGAUGCUCUGUGUCUCCCCCACCCAGCGCUUCAUCACGGAGUCCCUGCAAUCUCUUGGUUUUGGGACGCGGGCACGCCAGGUCCAAAAGGAGCCGCCCCGAAGAAAAAAUAACAGCCUCAAAGUUAAGUAAGAAAGCAAAGGAAGAACUGCAGCACAGAUCCUUUAUGAGUCAUUGCAACAGAAAGAAAGGUGAGGAUGAGGGUUACAAAAAGAAGCAGAUCAUCCAUGCUCACGAUGAGGUAUUUUUGUAUGAUAGUAUUAAGAACUUCAUACUAGCCUUAACCAGCGUAAGAGGAUCUUCAUUGCAGUUAUUGGAUGUUGUGUUACUUUGUGUUGGACGCUCAGAUUGCAGAUCAUGCUUUACCCCUCCCAUAAUACCAGUUUCCUUAAUAACUGUACAAGCAUCUUUCAAGUAACAUACAUAUUUAUACAUUUAAGUAGAAUUAAAAGUCUGAAUGUUUUCUGAAAGUGCUGAUCCUUUGUAAUACUGCGUGCAAUGAAAUUCUUGCAAUGCAUGUGUAGUUCAUGAUAUACAAACUUAAUAACUAUGAGAAUAUUUUAUUGGUACUUUAUUAAUUUUAGUCUACAUUGCAGCUAAAGUAUAAAAACAUAGCAGCAGUAAACAGAACUGUACUGUAUGUCACAAAAGCUUCUUGAGUCCUAAUAUAUUCUCAUGCUUCACCUUCUCUUUUUUUCCCAGCGUUUAUGUUUAUACCAUAUUUAUGGGAAUCACACGCUUUUUGGUUACAUGUUAAAAAUCUUUCAGAAGCUACAAUAAAAUAGAAAAAUGUGUCAGUAUUAGAAAUAAACAGAUGAUAUGCAUUUUUUUUGUAUUAGUCUUUUCU